Molecule: messenger RNA, 543 nt
Organism: Paramecium pentaurelia
Lineage: Eukaryota; Ciliophora; Oligohymenophorea; Peniculida; Parameciidae
Source: the annotation of a GenBank genome assembly
AAUGAAAUAAUCAUAAAAGGGAAUUCUAAAGAAGGAUACACAACAUGAUAUAGAUAUGUAUUGAAAUGAAUUUUAUUGUAGGAAGAAAGAAUUGCAUUGGGAUGAAUAUACAAUAUAGUAAAGAAUAUUCUAAUUUUAUUAGAUAACAAGAUUUAGAAAGAGGAAAUAAAACUAAAAUUGAUGAACCUAAAACACCUUAUGAAGAUGAAAUUAUACAAUAAAAUCAACAGGAAGAUAAAAUUGAAGUUGAAGAUGAAAUAGAACAAGAUUUAAUAUAAGCACAAUUAAAUAAACAAAAAUUGCAACAAGUAAAAUCAAAUCGAUUAAAUGUAGUAACAUUAAUAGAAACUAGAUAUUGAAGAACUAAAUAAAAGAUUAAAAGAGGAUUUAGAAAGAGAAAGAAAAAAUAUGGAUGAUGAUUCUGCAGAAGAAGAAGAAAAAAGAAAAAAACAUGAAGAAUUUGUUAAAAAAAGAAAAUAACACUAUAAUGAGAAGAUUCUAAUUAAAGAAGCAAUGCAUAAAAAAUAGUUUGAAGACUAAUGA